Molecule: messenger RNA, 429 nt
Organism: Trichoplusia ni (cabbage looper)
Lineage: Eukaryota; Metazoa; Arthropoda; Insecta; Lepidoptera; Noctuidae
Exons: 1
Coding region: 1-429 (142 amino acids)
Source: RefSeq, a predicted model, not a curated record
AUGCGUAUCGCACCCUUUUGGCGCGACCGACCUCGACUGCGGUUUAUCAGUUUUGAAGCCGCGACGCAUGACCUUAAAAAAGGGCAAGCUCAGCUCGCCCAGGUGGUGAUUGCACAGCUGGAACGUCAAGACAUCGAGCAAAUCAUGGACCUACUCUAUAAUCCACCGGAAGAGAACCAAUACGACGCCAUUAAAGAAAGGCUCAUAUCUGCCUACGAAGAGUCGGAUAAUCUGCAAUUCCAGAAGCUGUUGUCAGAGAUGGAACUCGGCGAUCAAAAACCGACACAGCUACUUCGCUGCAUGCGGAAUCUCGCCAGAGAUAAGGUUCCCGACACCACGCUGCGACUUAUGUGGACCAAUCAUCUCCCGUCACACGUUCGGUCAGUUCUUGCAGUUUCCGAAUCAUUCAGUACGAAGACCGCGCUCUAG